Molecule: messenger RNA, 1319 nt
Organism: Thermothelomyces thermophilus ATCC 42464
Lineage: Eukaryota; Fungi; Ascomycota; Sordariomycetes; Sordariales; Chaetomiaceae
Product: SPT3-like protein
Exons: 2
Coding region: 46-987 (313 amino acids)
Biological process (GO): transcription by RNA polymerase II
Cellular component (GO): SAGA complex
Molecular function (GO): protein heterodimerization activity; transcription coregulator activity
Source: RefSeq, a predicted model, not a curated record
GGCGAGGAUAGACGGGAUACGUUUGAGCCGUACCCUCGCGAAGUGAUGGCUAACUAUCUCUCCCUCAACUUCAAGAUGAUGUACGUGUCUGGCGAAACGGGAGAGCCGUCUGUCGAGACAACAGGCAUUAUCGAGGACAUUGUCCGGCAGCAAGUCAUUGAAAUUCUCAAAAACUGUACCGAACUAGCCGCGCGGCGCGGGUCGCGCUCCAUCACCAUCAACGACCUCAUCUUUCAGAUUCGCGACGACGCCCCCAAGGUAUCGCGGCUUCGCACUUUCUUGUCGUGGAAGGAUGUGCGCAAGAACGUCAAGGACUCGGACGACAAGGGCGGUGACGCGGAUCUGGGCGCCGCAGAGGACCCCGUGGGCGGCGUGGUUGCCGGUGGGCCGGUGGACGACACGGCGAAGAAGAACAAGAAGGCCAAGGUCGGACUGCCCUGGGAGCCGGCGUCGUACUUCUCCGUCGAGGUUCCGGAGCGCGAGGACGAGGAAGACGAGGAGGAGGAGGAGAUGAACUACAUCACGCUCCAGCGGCUGCGCAAGGCCGACGAGCGGACCAAGGCCAUGACCAAGGAGGAGUACGUCACCUGGUCCGAGUACCGUCAGGCGUCCUUCACCUACCGCAAGGGCAAGCGGUUCCGCGAGUGGGCCGGCUUCGGCAUCGUGACGGACAGCAAGCCGUCGGACGAUAUCGUCGACAUCCUCGGCUUCUUGACCUUUGAGAUGGUCCAGACCCUGACCGAGGAGGCGCUCAAGAUCAAGGAGAACGAGGACCAGUACCGCGAGCGCACGGGCGAGAACGCGGGCAAGAAGCGCAAGCUACCCGGGGGCGGCGGCCUGUUCGACCCUCCCAGCGAGGGCCGCACCCCCGUCGAGCCGCGUCAUAUCCAGGAGGCCUUCCGGAGGCUCCAGCAGCGGCCAAAGAAGUCGAGGGCCAUGCUCAACGGCACCAGGCUGCAACAACGCACGUCGCUCAAAUUGAUAUGAGGCGGGUGGUUGUUGGUUGUUGCGGGUAAUGGGAGUCGUCGGAAUAAUUGCAUUUCGUCCACCGGUGUCCUGGGCAUGGCGUUGACGCGUUCGGGUCUGGCGUUUUUUGUUGGUUAUAAGAGCGGGAAUACCGUGUCUCGUUACUUCUUGCGUACUCGUACUUUGUACUACAGGAUUGGUAUCAUGGUUACGUAAUGUCACAUGUAUUUCGAAGGUUGACGAUGCCAACCUUCUCUCGAUCUCAAACCUAUAAUUUGUAAUUUGUGUACCUGACUGAGUUGUCUUGCGCGUGUUGCUUGAUCAGGUACUUGUAUGUACGGAUUACAUACCUA